Messenger RNA from Schistosoma turkestanicum, 2513 nucleotides. The record is from the annotation of a GenBank genome assembly. Lineage: Eukaryota; Metazoa; Platyhelminthes; Trematoda; Strigeidida; Schistosomatidae.
GGUGAGGUAAAUUGAUCUGUUAAGGAGAUGAGGAACAAGCGUGUCCAUAAAGACGAUCUAACUUUCAAAGCGCAUCACAUUGCAAGCUUCAUCGAAGGUGAGGAAAGGCUCUCACCGAGCAGUGUUGUUCAUCACAUAAACUUAUUACAUGGGGGAGGUCGUAUUGAUGAGACACCAUGUAAGGUUAUACUGGAUAAAAAGGGAAUUUUAAUUGAACUGAAAUUUUCGAAGGAAGUCGUGGAGUUUUUUGAGUGGUCUUCUAUAAGUGACCAAGCUGCGAUAUUUAAACGCUCAGAAGACUUUCAGUAUGGCUACCUCAUCUUAUUUCGAUGCUCACAGUACAAUUCAGAGCUCAGGCAUGAGGAAUCUGAGGUUCAUGUCUUCAGUUGUGAAACGAAAGAAGAUGCUAAACUACUAGUAGAUUCCAUAUAUAAUCAGAAAAGAGCAGUCCUAGGACUGAACUCAAAUGGUGACAGCAUGAAAAGUCCUGAACUCAGUUUGCGGCGAGGUAAAUCAGAAGAAAAAAUCAACACUACUGGAUAUGAUUGUGGACGAAAUUUUUAUAUGCUUAACCAAUGUAUAGAUGAUAUAGAGAACUUUGAAAAUCGUCUAGAGAAAGCUAUCAAACGAAUGUCGAAUAACAAUAGAGAUAGUUCAGGACACCCAAGUAAACAAGACGCUCAAGAAAUAAUUAGAAAAGUGAAGUACGCUUUUAAUAUGAAUGAAAAAGUUCAACCACAUGUUCCUGAAGAUAUAUCGAAAAAAAUCUUUGUACGACUAUUUAACACUGUCCAGUGGCUGGACAAAGUUUGUCGACAUAAAACUGUGCCUGACUAUGACCAAAAUAUGGUGCGUGAUAUUGUUGAGCCUUUAUUAGAAGAAGCUACACUUCAAGCGAUUAUGACAAGAUUGCAAAAUAAAAUUGAGUUUUGGAAAGGACUUGGUCCUGCAUGGAAUACUUCACCUGAAAAAUGGAGUGAGCAUCUUGAUCCUUAUACUCCACAAUUCUCUUCAGAAUCUGAUAAUAAUAAACGCCGAACAUGGCAUGCUGAAACUAAUGCAGUCACACCAACUACAACAGACAUUGAAUUAAAAAUUACAAAAACUGUCUCACCGCGUCAUUCUCCGAAUCCCCCUGAACGCGUCAGAACUCCUUCACCAGUUCGUCAAAUUAGCUCCGAAGUUAUACGUAUAAACAAUGUGAAUACACCAGAAUCAAAUGUUACUACCGUUACAGUAGAAAAAUCACCAGAGCAGAGAGUGAAGUCUUUGGAUCCACGCAGUAAUCACCCUCAGCGUCCUACGGAUUCGGAAGGAAAAUGGUGUGUAGUAAAUGUACUUCAUGUAGGUGCAAAACCUCAAGAGCUGAGUGCACAACCAGGUGACGUUCUCCAAGUUAUAAAUAGCAGUAAAGGAGAUUGGUGGCUGUUGCAAAAUGAUGCAGGAGAAUCUGGUGAAGUACCGGCUUGGAAACUAAAAGCUUAUAAUUAUCGACCAGAACAUCCAACUACAGCUGGAUUGAAGAAAACUCCAUCAAUGAGUAAUUUACUCAAUAGAAAAUCUACAGAAAUUUUUGAAAAUGAUAAUGAUAAUGUGCAUUCGGACAAUCAUUUAAUUAGUCAACCAAAUAAGAAUAAUCUUCAUACUCCUAAAAGUAUACUACGUGAUAAAUCACCACCUAGAGAGGCGGAUACAUCGGUUUUAAAUUUAAAUAUACCACCUACUUCACCUACAGGACAAAAUUUCAACAAUGAUCAUAAAAUUAUGAAUGAUAAUGAAAAUUUAGAUGUUCAUAAUAAUUUUAUGUAUAUAACACCAUCUCAACUGCAAGAAGCAAUCAAAAUUAAUAGUAAUGUACCGAUGAUAUUAAUUCCAGUAUCUAAUUUGUAUGGUAAUAAUAAUUCGGAUAUGUCAGCAAUGAAUUGGUCAAAUUUAAUAAAUCCAAAUACAAAUGGUGCUGAAUUAGCCAGAACUCCUAAUCCUGGUGUUUUAGGACCAGGUUGGAAACCCGCUCCAAUAUUGAGUACUUCAGCAACUGAAGCUUUGGGCUAUUCACCAUAUCCUUUCAAUUAUCCUACACAUAUGCAUACUAUGACCAGAGAAUUGAGAGAAAGAUUAUCUAAAAUGCAACUUGGAGGAGGGACUGGUCUUAAAUCAGUCCCUAUACCUUCAACAACACUUGAUAAACCUGAUCAACGGUUAUCGAAAUAUGCAUCCAAGGAAGAAGUUGCCGAAUGGCUAGUUGCUCAUCAAUUCUCACCAAAAGCUAUAUCUGCUUUAAAAGGAUUUAAAGGAAUGGAUUUAUAUACAAUGAAUAGAACUCAAUUAGAACAACAUGUUGGACCAGAAAGAUGUGAUGAACUAUUUUAUGCAUUCCGAGGAACUUAAAUUCAAUUUUAGUAAUUAUUCAACAAAUAAUUAUGCAAACUGUCCCAAUCAGAAGCAUAGCGGGAUCCUCCGAACAAACCUUUUUGAAAUCCUUCUUCCUUCUUUUACCAUCAUACUGAUUAGUA